Molecule: messenger RNA, 5479 nt
Organism: Conger conger (European conger)
Lineage: Eukaryota; Metazoa; Chordata; Actinopteri; Anguilliformes; Congridae
Gene: arid3c
Product: AT rich interactive domain 3C (BRIGHT-like)
Exons: 8
Coding region: 261-1976 (571 amino acids)
Biological process (GO): regulation of transcription by RNA polymerase II
Cellular component (GO): nucleus
Molecular function (GO): DNA binding
Source: RefSeq, a predicted model, not a curated record
GGCACAUUCUCCUUAUCUGUACCGGCAGAGCUUUGGCAGUCGCAUUUUUGUCGGUGUCAUUCACAGUAGCUAGCUUUAGUAUGACUUGUGUGGCACCAGCUGCUUACAAUUGUACUGUUGUUUUGAUCUGACCCUGGUCUCUUCGUCCCGUACAGCAAGCCGCUUUCUGCUCGGCGAGCACCCUUCCGCAGCUAGUGUCCACGGCGUCCUCGCAUAGCCACUACUCCGGCUCCCAUUCCCAUCAGUCGGCCAGCGGAGGCAUGAAGUUGGAGGCGGUCAUGGAGAACCUGCAGCGACAGCAGGCUGCUCGUCUGGCUCUGGAGGAGAAACUCCGGCAAGCGGAGAAAGAAAAGGACCUCAGGUCCAUGGUGGAGUCCCAGAUUCAGCAGCAAGCUAUCGCUUUCCGUCACUACCAGGCGGCGGUUAGGGGCGCUUUCGCCGCAGGAGUACCGGAUUCGUCCACGGGGGGAGGCUCAGCAGUGGAUCGCCAACUUGCCCAUCGCGAUGUACCGAGACAUAACGCGGACGACUCCGAUAUGGACGAUGAAGUAGACUGUGAUCGCGGCAUGGCAGAUGAAGAAGAUCGCGACCCCGAGGAAGAUGAAAUGGAGAAUGAGGGAGACGUAGACGAAGACAUGAAGGGAUCCUUGACUCACUAUCAGCCCCGCCACACGCUGCACAGCGGAGCGGGGCAAUCCCCAAAGAGCAAUGCCGUACAUGUGCUCUCCAGGGUCGGACAGCCUUCGUAUCUGGCGUCGAGGCAACCCGAAUCCCCGAGUGAAGUGGCAACACACGGACAAUCACAACACCACGACUGGACUUACGAAGAACAGUUCAAACAAUCAGGCAAGGCCGGCGGAACAGAGAGGACGCUGGGAAAUGCAAGUUUGGGUAUCGGUGGUGGCUCCUCGUCUCUGAUCCAGGAGUUGUAUGAGCUGGAUGAUGACGAGAAAAGAAAGGAGUUUCUUGACGACCUCUUCAGUUUCAUGCAGAAGAGAGGGACUCCGGUGAAUAGGAUUCCUAUCAUGGCCAAGCAGGUCCUGGAUCUCUACACCCUCUACAAGCUUGUCACUGAAAAAGGAGGCUUAGUGGAGGUCAUCAAUAAGAAAAUAUGGCGCGAGAUCACCAAAGGCCUGAAUCUCCCUACCUCCAUCACAAGUGCAGCUUUUACCCUCCGAACACAGUAUAUGAAGUACCUCUACCCUUAUGAAUGUGAAAAGCGGGGGCUCAGCUCUCCGGGCGAGCUACAGGCAGCUAUCGACAGUAACCGGCGUGAGGGUCGCAGGCAGAGCUACGGGGCGGCCAUGUUUAACUACUCCCCUGUGGGCACGCCCACCCUCCUCUCCUCGCCAAAGAUCCAGAUGCCCCACAUCGCCAUGCCGACCGCCAAUGGCAGUCACAUGACCCACGGGGUGGCCAUUAAGAAAGAGUAUGAGCAGAGCAUGAGCAGCAGGAUGUCUCUGAGCGGGCAGCAGGUGGCAGCGGCCCAGGCCGUAGCGGCUCAGGCCGUGGCGGCUCAGGCGGCCGCUGCAGCGCAGGCCGUGGCCCUGGAGCAGCUGCGGGAGAAGCUGGAGUCGGGCGAGCCUCCGGAGAAGAAGAUGAUGCUGAUGGCCGAAGAGCAGCAGAGAAUAAUGCAGCACGCCCUCCAGCAGAACCUCUUCGCCAUGGCAACCCAACUGCCAAUGAACAUCAAGCUCAACAACAGAGAUGAUAGACAAGAGACCGCAUUGAACCUGUCUACCAACGGCAUUAGCAGCAUCAACAUGUCAAUAGAAAUAAAUGGAGUUGUCUACACAGGUGUCCUGUUCGCCCGGAAGCCUGCCAUUCCCAUGAUGCAAGGGAACAACAGCAGCCUGCACAGCACUCAGGGAAAAACCAGCCCGGGGCUGUCCGCACACAUCCAGCCCUCCUCUUCCUCCUCUUCCUCAUCCUCAUCAUCGGCCCACGGACAAGCCUCCAGCAGCUCCUCCCCCUGAGUGACCUCCCUCCAAUCACAAACGCAUUGCGUUCACCCAGCGAUCCCCUCCUCCAAUCACAAACGCAUUGCGUUCACCCAGCAAUCCCCUCCUCCAAUCACAAACGCAUUGCGUUCACCCAGCAAUCCCCUCCUCCAAUCACAAACGCAUUGCAUUCAUCCAGCGAUCCCUUCCUCCAAUCACAAACGCAUCGAGCAGUCUUAUAUAAACAAAGGAAAACAUCUCUGCUGUUUUUGAGAUGGCUUUUUUUUCAUAUUAUUUUUAAGUUUCCGAGUUCCACUGAAAUAAUCACGUUUAUAUACAAAGGAAUAAACUUCCAGAAAAAAAGAAAAUCUAAUUAUUGUAUUCUACCUGACUCUGAACAGUGACUUUACAAGUGAUCUUGAGCACAUAAGUAAACACACUAUACUGAAGAGUCACUUCUGUUGAGUGAAAUAAUUCUAGGCAGAGCAUCAUAAAUCCCAAGACAACCACGUUGAAGAGAUGUACAACUAUAAAGAAGACAUGAGAACUACUGACUCUGUACACUUUGUAAUCUGAGGACUCUGUAGAUUAUGUUCAACCCCUGCAGAAACUGUGGUCCAUGAUGCAUACGUAGUUUGUUGGUUGUAUUCCUACUGUAACCAAGGCAGUACAUUUAUGAAAUGAUUGAAAUAAUCUUAAAAUCUAACAUGCAUUUGCUUAAAAAGUCAAAGAGCAGGACGUGCCUACUCUCAACUGAUACCAAAGAAAUAUACAAUAUAAUAAUUGUUUCUUUUUAAAGUUAUGUAAUAUCACUCAGUGUGAGCAUUAAUGAAAUAGGUUUUCUAUUAGAUUUCUAACCGUGUAGAUGCACAAGAAACAAGAGCAGCUGCUUUGAUGAGCGCGCAGGUCUAGUUCAGCAUUAACUGAGAAAGUGAUUAAAUUGGCAGAAAGCUAAGCACAUCCCACUGAGGAAAGGAGAGCGUCUACAAUCAGAACCUCGCUCAUGUCGAAGCGCUCUUCUGUUUCGCAAGAAGCGAGUCUCGGCGACUGACUGCAGGGAAUGUAUUUUUAACCAGACUGGCUUUUCUAUCGACACAUUGGUUAAUAUGGCAUGACAACAGCAGCAGCUGCACUGAUAUCGAAGGCAGGUAGUUCUUUAUUCGCCCGCCUUCCUCUUCUGCGCGGUAAACCAGCGCGACAGCUCGCUAGCCCCGAUUGCUUCACUAAUGGCCAAAGAGCUGUUACAAAACUGGUUCUUACGGUAAUGGGAAAUUGCAUGCCUCUCUUUACAGACAUCAACAGAUACCUAUAUUCUGAGCAGAUAAUAGUCUGUAGAUUAAUACUCAUAUCAGCCGCUCGGCGAUCACCAGUGAAGUUUGAGGAGUGUAAAAUGGCAGAAAGGCCACAGACAGUCAAGUGAUGUGGGCUUCUGCAGCCUGGCGGGCCAUGAAAUGGCGUCAUUGCGUUGUCAUGGCGGGCACUAGCAGAGACUAGGGAAGAGCACUUCAGUACUACACCCAGGAAGAGCUGGACAGACAGCCGGAUCAAACAGGUUAUAACCGGAUAACCUGGAUAAAUUUGAAAAGAGUGGGAAUAUCAAAAAUUAUGUAGUGGCUUUGUUGUGAAUAGAUUGGAGUUUUUCAUUUUUACCGAUGCACUUGUGUCGAGGUUUUUGGAGAUCUCUCACGCUCACGCUUUUUUUUAUUUCUCGCUCUCUCACACUCUCAGAAAUCUUUUGGAGGAUAAUGGGGAAGACGGUUUGAAGAUAUUCUUGUAUUUAGUUUUUUAGUCUGUUCAACAUAUAGUUUUGAUUUUUAUUUAUUUUUGUUUUUAUUUUAUUUCAUGUUAAUUCUGGGGCUGUAACCAUGAAUUCAGCUGCAUAGCUUUAUUUGAAAACCCUUUUUUAAACCAGCCAGAUACCUCACAGAUGUACCUGUAUAUACAUAACAGAUUAUAAAUACAAAGUAUACCUCAUAUAUUUCAUUUCUAUUAUUUUUAUUGUAAAGCCACUUGAAAAAAAAUCUUUUUGUUUCAACAGAUCACUGGAUUUUUUUCAUAUUUUGUAUUGUUAUACUAAAGAAGGGAAUAUUUUAUGAUAGUACAUCUACCUCAUUUGUUAUAGACUGUGCCAACAAACAUGACCACAUUCUUUAAUUUCCAGUUUUAACUGUAGCUUCAAGGUCCACACAUGCUAUUUGCGUGAAUACAAGGUGUACUGAGGCCGAAAGCAAACAAACAGUAGGUGGACCAUUUAGGACGUGAAGCACCCUGCUCACAUUUCUUGUUUGGGUUUUGUACUGGUGUAUUGUUGUGUGGAAAAUGGCAGAAGGAUUUUAUUUUAUUUCAUUUCGACAAUAUUCUGUCUCAAGUUGUUUUAAUGAUGUGUAGAUAUGUGAUAUGGGGUAGAACACAAUGUUAAAACACAUGCUUAUACGACAGAUAUUUUGCUGUGAAAUGUCCUAUCAUGAAGAUAAGCUGUUUAAACUUCUCGUUUUCAGCUGUCAGUUCUGUAUUGUAGGUGGCUGUGUACUUAGCUCAAUUCCACAGUGUCUACUUAAUAUAUUUUUUCAGGUCAGGACAUUUAAUUGCAAGAAAAUCUAAUUGUAAGAGAUCUUAGCAUAUCUCAUCAGUUCCUGCAGAGAAUUUGGAAAAAGGAAAGUACUUUUCCGGUUCAAACUCACUCCAUUUCCACAACAUAAUUGGCUGUUUGGCAGCAUAUCCGAUAACUCUCUGAAGAAUGUAAUAUCUUUAUUGUCUGUUUAUCCCUCCCUUUGUACAUGUACAUGAUUGAGAAUGUUCAUCCUCUGUCACUCUUAUAAAGGUUGAUUUGCUGAAGGACAAAAGUACUUAAGGGGUAUAAAACAGGGCCCAAAGAAUAUGCACAUUUUUUACUUAGUGGUGUAAGUAGAAGUUGCUUUUCGAUUUGCAUAUCAGAAAUGUAUCGACUUGGUAUCUCAGCCUUGGCACAGUCUAUUCCUAACGUAUAAGACAGUCAAUUCUGUACCUUCCUACUCCUGCUGGAUGUUAGGGGUACCAACACAAGAGGAGAACAGAUUCAUGCCAAUAACUGGAAAGUCUGUUGCUGACUGUUAAUCAAGAACAUGAUAUCACUGUAAUCCUUGCUACCAAAGAUUUUAAAAAAGCAACAAAUUUCACAUAGCUUUGUAAAAAAAAAUGUUUAAAAGAUUUCAGACAACAAAAGCUUUAAGAAAAUACAAAAUAUACAAUAGCAUUGGAGAAAAAAAUAUAUUCGCUUAUGUCUAAAUAAUAUGUUGUUUACGUUGUUUAGUAAUUUUAGCUAUGCUAUGCUGGUAGAUGGUAGAUCCUGUAUGGGCUUUAACUAGCUGUGUAUGAAGCUUUAAAUAUUUCUGUUAUUUCCCUUUUGUUCAUUUUGGAUAAAUCCAGUGCAUUAUGGGAAAACUGGAUUAUGGUGCUCAGGGGUUAAAAAAACGUACAAAAAAAACAGGUGAAAGAGAUUUUUUGUUUUGCCAUUUGAAUUGUAGCACAUUUAGAAAUAAAUAUUGCUUUAAACUUCAUAA